Molecule: messenger RNA, 1836 nt
Organism: Hyaloscypha bicolor E
Lineage: Eukaryota; Fungi; Ascomycota; Leotiomycetes; Helotiales; Hyaloscyphaceae
Product: membrane transporter
Exons: 5
Coding region: 49-1632 (527 amino acids)
Biological process (GO): transmembrane transport
Cellular component (GO): membrane
Molecular function (GO): transmembrane transporter activity
Source: RefSeq, a predicted model, not a curated record
GCUCUCUACACCAACUCCAAAGUCUCUUAGCGUUGGAGAGCAUCGACAAUGGCCCAAGUCGACGCCUCUCUCACAGCAGUGGAAUCCCAUACGGCUCCACAUCCCGGCACGGAGGAGGGGGCAAAUUCAGGACGACGACCAGAGUGCUUCAAUUCAACAUUGCAAGAGUGUCUCUUCGUGCUAACAGCAACGAUGUCUAUCGGCAUGAGCUCAUUUCUAUAUGGUAUCACCACGGUAAUUACGGCGCCCAUUGGAAGGGAUUUGCAUAUGACCAGCGCGCAGCUCACGUGGAUCAAUGCCUCCGGGGCACUGAGCUCGGGUUCUUUCCUGCUUUUCUUUGCCAAGGUAGCUGAUACAUUUGGUCGGCGCUCUCUCCUUAUCUUCGCCAUGGCCGCCUUUGCCAUAUCAAGUCUUAUUGCUGGAUUCGCUACCAACGCGAUGUAUCUGGAUGUUUUUGGAGGUCUUCUCGGUCUCUGGCCUGCCGCUGCUGUUCCUCCUGCUGUUGGCAUUCUUGGCGCAGCAUACGGUGUCCCUUCGAAGAGAAAGAACAAAGCAUUCGCCUGCUUCAGUGCAGGAAAUCCUGUUGGGUUCGUGAUGGGGUCAAUAUUUUCAGGGGUGGCAGCGAAUUUGUUUAAUUGGAGAGCAUCCCUGUGGCUGCUGGCCAUCAUCUACGUAUGCUUCUUCGUGGCUGCCAUUUGGACUGUGCCGAAAACUCAGGCUGAGACAGAGAGGUUGAGCUGGGAUGUUUUGAAGAGGCUUGAUUUGUUUGGAAUCUUGUUGAGUAUUGCGGGUAUUGCGUUAUUCUGCUCCUCGUUGACCAUUGCAGGUGGAGCUGCUCAUGGUUGGCGAACAAGCUAUGUGUUGGUGCUACUUGUGCUUGGUAUUGCUCUCAUGGUGAGCUUUAUCGGAUGGGAAGGGUAUUGUAAAUACCCAUUAAUGCCUCUUCAAAUCUGGCGGGACAGAAACUUCUCUCUCAUCAGCGUCGUCGUUUUACUGGGCUUCAUGUCGUUCACUACAUCGGCAUUCUGGCUGUCUCUAUACAUGCAAAAUGUUCUGAAAUUUUCAGCCCUCAAAGUUGCCAUUCAUCUGCUACCACAAGCCAUCGGUGGUAUUUUGGUCAAUGUUUUCGCUGGACUGGUCUUGCAUCGUGUCAACAACAAACUUUUGACCGGAAUUGGCGCUCUGGCUUAUCUCGGCUCUGCCAUCUUGCUUGCAACAAUGAAAGAAGAGAGCUCAUACUGGGCGUUUAUUUUCCCUUCCCUACUGCUAUCGGUCAUCGGUGCCGACCUGCAGUUUAAUGUCGCCAACAUGUACGUCAUGUCCUCACUCCCACCAAACCAACAAUCCCUUGCCGGCGGGAUCUUCAACACCGUGACCAAGAUCUGCUCUGCAAUCGGUCUCGGCAUCUCAGCUAGCCUAUACAACGCGGAGUCCUCUGGAACUGCAGCUCUUCAAACGGCGACCAAGCCGUACCAUGGUGUAUUUUGGUUUUGUGUUGCGAGUGCGGCGUUGGGUUUGUGCUUUGUCCCGUUUCUGACGAUUGGGACCCAGGGCCAGGAGAGUAAGGCAUCGAGUGUGACGAACUAUGUUGAUGAAAAGAGUGUAAGUAAUGAGAACGGGAAGAAGCCCUAAGAUCUUGCGGUUCAGGAUGUUCGGGCUGGGGAGAAGCAGCAGUAACAAAAUCUGGGUCGCCUGGUGAAAGGAUUAGGAUUAAGUUAUAGCCAGUAAAUAACUCGUAUACACACAGGUAUACCAAGAGUAAAUAGUACUAUACUGAAACUUGGCAGUUUAACGAGAAAGUGGUCCAACCGAGGAAGCGAGGGACGGCAAAAGGAG